Molecule: messenger RNA, 2707 nt
Organism: Rhincodon typus (whale shark)
Lineage: Eukaryota; Metazoa; Chordata; Chondrichthyes; Orectolobiformes; Rhincodontidae
Gene: akirin2
Product: akirin 2
Exons: 6
Coding region: 676-1269 (197 amino acids)
Biological process (GO): positive regulation of transcription by RNA polymerase II; positive regulation of innate immune response
Cellular component (GO): nucleus; chromatin
Molecular function (GO): transcription coregulator activity
Source: RefSeq, a predicted model, not a curated record
CUCAUUUCCUCUUUUAUUAAAAGAAACUUGUGGGAUUUCCUAGUGGGUUACACCAAUUGGGGCUGCGAGUUGCUCUCAUUGAUCACAGCAUCCUGUUACUGCUUGAAUGUACCAAUGGGGGAUUUAAAUGCAACAGCUGGGAGGCUCUCACCCCGCUGUUCACGCCGGGGUUUGUAGUAUCGUUCCCCGUCCGCAGCGUGCUGAGGAGUGGAGGUGUGGACUACAACUCCCGGCAGGCAGCACGGGCCGGGUGACGUCUGCGCAGUGACGCGUAGAGGCUGGCGUUGUUUAUUGUGGCCGGGGACGCCAUCACGGUACAAGGGGCUAGUGGGUGCAGCAGCAGGAAGCGGGGGGAGGGAAGAGAGAUCAUCCAUUGCCAUCCGCUCCGCUGCUGGUCGAUAUCGACUUGGUCGUUGCUGUACCAUUGCCGUGGCGAGUGGUGCUAUCAGCCCGGGUGGAUAUUGGAGCAAAAAGGAGAGAAUUGUUUGUUGGUGGUGGGGGAAGGAGAGACAUCAAUCAUUUUCCGGCCGAGGGGGUUCUGUUUUCAUCAGGGAAUCGAUAAACCGGCUUUUUCACCACCUCCUCCUUGAAAAGAAACCGCCGACUCUCUGCGGCCGUUCGUCCUUCGUUCCUGCCUGUCGUCGUCCUCGUCCUCCUCCGGCCGACACAGUCGCCAUGGCCUGCGGAGCCACUCUCAAAAGGACUAUCGAUUUCGAUCCCCUCCUCAGUCCCACGUCACAGUCCCCGAAGAGGAGGCGCUGCACCCCGCUCAACUCAGCCGCUUCCCCCCAGAAAUACCUGAAAAUGGAGCCGUCUCCCUUCCGGGAGGUGACCCCCCACCUCACCACAGAGCAAAUUCUAUACAACAUAAAACAGGAGUACAAACGCAUUCAGAAGAGGAGGCAUUUAGAAAGCUUCCUGCAUCAAAGUGAGGGAAGUUGUUCAAGUGAUGCACCAUCUCAUGUUCCAAUUUUAAAUGGACCAGCUUUGCAAGAAUACCACAAGCUUCUGGGACAAGUGGCAAAUUGCAGUGGCACUUCAUCUGGAUCAUUGUCACCACAGUCAAAGAAAGACCAGCCACUUUUCACUUUGAGGCAAGUUGGAAUAAUCUGUGAACGCCUGAUUAAAGAGCGUGAAGAGAAGAUCCGUGAAGAAUAUGAAGAAAUACUGGAUACAAAGCUGGCAGAACAAUAUGAUACUUUUGUGAAGUUCACACAUGACCAGAUAAUGCGACGAUAUGGAGAACAACCUGCAAGCUAUGUGUCUUGAAUUGUUCCAUGUUUCUGCGGAGUGCCCUUCCUUUUGAACACUGCAAGUUGGCUGUUUCUCUGAGACUUGUAGCAGUGCCAUAUUAACCACCUGUGAGCACAAGGUGUUUCCAGCUUGUCAGUGGCAACCACUUUCUGCAGCAUAUGUUUAUUGGAGUGCUCCCUGAUUUGUCAUCACUUAAUUGGACCUUUGCUACCUGUACUUAUAUACCAGUGGCUCCCUGUUUAAAAUUUUGCUGUAUUGUUAAAAUCCAAAAAGCUUUUUCCUUUGAUUUUAAUGACUUUAAAGGAGCAAUGCUGGUAUUCCAGAAUUAGCCCUUCGCAUAUAAUUUCAGCAUUGUAUCAUAAAUGUUGGACUUUUAAGAGAAGAAUCAGUCCAGUAUGGUUUUGACAAUGGGCUUUUUUUUUUGCAAACUGACUUCUAGCUGCAAAAGGCAUUCAAGGAGAACCGUCAAUUUAUUUUUUAAAUUACUAUUACCUGUGUAAGUGUUCUUAAAUUUUUUCAAGCUGGAUUUGUGGAGGCUUUUUGUUGCCUGGUUUUAGAACCAAUUCAUAUUGACAAUACUGAGGUUCACUAUCAGAUCUGCAGGUGAGCAAGGUGAAAUGUUGCUUCCUUAUUUUAAUGUGAUUUAGUAUUUUCAUUUAAACUGAUUUAGUGAAGAAUAAUUCAAUCUAGUCAUGUUUUGAAUCCAAGCCUCGAACUUGACUGAGUUGAAGCAACUUGAUCUGUUUUCCUGACACCAAAAGGGCAUGGCUGCAGUUUGACCUUUGUUUCUGUUUUGGAUAUUUACCUUUGUUAAUAGUAAAUAUGUUAAAUCAAAAUGUUGCUUUCCAAGAACUGUUUGGAUGCUAGGAUACAAAUUUGACUCUUUUAAAACCUGAGGUUGUUGAUUUCUAACUUUUACUAUUGUGGUGAUUCGAGUGAAUUUUGAAAAUGACUUGCAAAAAAACUAGGUCAGGUUAGCCAUUAAACUAUAAAUAUCCAAGAAAACUUAAAGUGAACAUGCUUCCAAGAGCAGCUGUGAAGAUGCAGCAGUUAGUAGCAAUGUCUUUAGUGUCUGCAGGCGUGUGAUUUUUAAAAUGUCUGGAGGGUAAGGUUUGCAAAAGCUCAUUGUGCACUACACUUCUUCUGCAGGCAAAAAGUCUGUUUGAAUGUUGAAUGAUGAGAUUAAUUAUCCCUACUAUAUGGUGUGAGAGGUUGCCUGCGUGUAUCUGUGGUCUUGCCUGUUAAACGAAGGGCUCAAACAAGUUUUUUUUUCAAGAAGAAUUAAGAGGGGCUCGGAAGGGGUAACUGAAGCUUCAUAGUAAUUUUUUGGAAAAUAGUAAAUUUUAUUUAUUCUAGCAGUCUUUCAAAGUUUAUUUCUUUUUGAUGUACCAUUAUUUUACUGUUCUUUGUAGUGUAAUGGAAUUUAGUUGACAAUAAAAAAUGUUUACAUCCA